AUGGCUUCUCCUUUUUCCUUCCUAAAAGACGUGGAAGGAGCUAAAAAAGGCGACAAGGUUCAUGGCAUUGGCGAUGUCAAGCAUUAUCUACAGCGCUUUGGCUACUUAGAACAUCAUCAGCACCAACAAAAUCACAAUCACAAUCACCAUCGUCAUCGUCAUCGUGAUCAUAUUCACAGUCACCAAGAUCACGAUCAUCAUCACAAUAAUCAUUUUGAUGAUGCUCUGGAAUCGGCCAUCAGAACAUACCAGAUAAAUUACAAACUCGAACCCACAGGGAUUCUAGACCAAAAAAUGAUUUUUAAGAUGAUGCAACCCCGUUGCGCUAUGCCAGAUAUCACAAGUAAUAACAACAAAACUCGAAUGCUUGAAGGCAUGAAAUGGGCCCAGGCCCACGAGUACGGCCUGCUUUACACUUUCUUCCCAGGAGCUCCGAGGUGGCUGCCGUCCAAAUUCACUCUGUCAUUCGGGUUCCCUGACGGUACGACGUCGUUGGCGCAAAACGCAAUUCAGCGGGCCUUCUCUAUUUGGAGCUACAACACUCACUUCAGGUUCAUUCAAGCCCCAUUCGAAGUGGCUGAUAUUAAAGUGAGCUUCCAUAGUGGAGACCACGGAGACGGGGUUCCCUUUGAUGGGCCUGGCGGAACCCUAGGCCACAGUUUUCAGCCGACGAUAGGGGUUUUGCAUUUGGAUGCAGAUGAGAAUUGGGUGGUGGGGGAGGCUCCUUAUUCUUUUGACCUUGUCUCGUCUGCUUUGCACGAAAUCGGUCACACUCUUGGGCUCAUGCAUAGCUCGGAUACUGAUGCUAUCAUGUACCCCAUUUUGCCCAUGGGAGAAACCAAAGGUCUGAAUUGGAAUGAUGUUCAAGGCAUUCGUGUUUUAUACAACGAUCUUCUUUGACGUUUCAGUUGUGAUAUACUGCCUCUUUGUUUGUUUGUUUUUUUUUUUUUUCAAUUGGUUUCACUCCAAAUUAUCAGGUUAAAAUUUGCUUUUUUUUUAUUAGGGUCAAAGAUUAUUUUUCAUUAAUUAAAUAUGUUGUUAGAAUCUAUUAUCUUACUUGACAAGUUUUUCAAGUUAAUGUCCUUCAUUUGCUAAGGCGGCG
Molecule: messenger RNA, 1102 nt
Organism: Humulus lupulus (European hop)
Lineage: Eukaryota; Viridiplantae; Streptophyta; Magnoliopsida; Rosales; Cannabaceae
Product: metalloendoproteinase 1-like
Exons: 1
Coding region: 1-900 (299 amino acids)
Biological process (GO): proteolysis; extracellular matrix organization; collagen catabolic process
Cellular component (GO): extracellular matrix
Molecular function (GO): zinc ion binding; metalloendopeptidase activity
Source: RefSeq, a predicted model, not a curated record